GUCUUCAACAAUCCACCAACUCAUCUCAACCAGUCCCAAAGUACAAGCACAUCUCUCCCUUCCCACUACUCACAUAAACAUCACUCACAAUGGGUCAACUCGACAACGACAACUGGCUCUACCCAGGAGACGGUCUCACAAGUGAAAACGGCAGUGCCGAGUUCAAGAUUGAGGGCGACGGCAGGAUGUCUAUCUACUGGGACGGCGAAGUUAUCUGGCAAAACACAGAUGAGGGACGUGAAGACAUCAAGGGUAUUCAUCUGCAAGAAGAUGGUAACCUGGUCCUCUACACCCACGACGAUGAAGCCGUCUGGGCCUCAAACACUGAGGAUCAUGGCGACGAGGUGUACCUGCGUGUACAGGAUGAUGGAAACAUUGUCUUGUACAAGGGAGAGGAUGAUGACGCUGAGGCUGUUUGGGCUAGCAACACUGUCCACGAAGAUUAAGAAUAGGGAGCACUCAUGCAGCUGACCAGCUUGGCUGGAACACUUCAAUAAAAAAAUACAAGUUAAACUCCCGUACUUUUGUG
Messenger RNA from Fusarium graminearum PH-1, 529 nucleotides. RefSeq lists its product as uncharacterized. The coding region runs from base 90 to 446 and encodes 118 amino acids. The transcript has 2 exons. Lineage: Eukaryota; Fungi; Ascomycota; Sordariomycetes; Hypocreales; Nectriaceae. The record is from RefSeq and is a predicted model, not a curated record.